AUGAGACCGACCAGGGCUCUCGCUCAGGUGGCUUUCUGCCUCUCCACCAUGACCUCGUUGGCUGCGGCUUGGCCAACCUGGUUAGACACUGCCGCCCACGCUAUUGUUGCUAGACAAGACGCGGCGGAGACAUCUGAUGCCAAAACCACAAAAGCAUCUAGGCCCACCGGCAACCUAAACACCGCUGCCACCCUCGACCCCGAUGCGCCGCGAACGACCUCGGGAGCCAAGGGAGGCAGCAGCGGCGACGGGAAGAACAGCACCAAGACCCGCGAGGAGUUCGAUGCCACGGCCCCUCCAGGAGGCGCCGUCAUGGUUACACCCGACCCGAGGCUAGGCGCCCCCCUCAUCAAGGCUGGUGAUACCGUCACCUUCACGUGGAACUAUACCAACGUCCUCGCCGACCCGACCGCCGUCGACGUGCUGCUCAGCUGCUCCCGUGUCUCCGCCACCUGGACCUUGACCGCGAACAUGUCCUACCAGGACCCCGCCACGUAUGUUUGGGAUUCGAAUGUUCAGGCCACCGACCCCUCCCAGCCGCUGCUCACCGAAGAGUUCACCAUGAUCAUUAAGGAUUCGGAUGCUUCUAUUUCGGACUCGGCCCAACCCGGAUACCUCUCCAGGACCGACGUUAGGCUCGAAAUUUACACUCCGAAGGACUACACCCCUUUGAGCGAAUGGAACUGUGCUACCUGCAGUUUUGCCGCGUCCGAUCUCGACCAGAAGGCCUUGAUGUUUGCUACGUCCAUGUGCCUGAUAACCAUCGCCAGCUUCACCUGGUUCGUGACAGGCCUUAACCUCUGA
Messenger RNA from Scedosporium apiospermum, 804 nucleotides. RefSeq lists its product as uncharacterized. The record is from RefSeq and is a predicted model, not a curated record. The coding region runs from base 1 to 804 and encodes 267 amino acids. The transcript is spliced from 2 exons. Lineage: Eukaryota; Fungi; Ascomycota; Sordariomycetes; Microascales; Microascaceae.